Oncorhynchus mykiss (rainbow trout) is the source of this 2218-nucleotide messenger RNA. NCBI's taxonomy places the organism in Eukaryota, Metazoa, Chordata, Actinopteri, Salmoniformes, Salmonidae. The record is from RefSeq and is a predicted model, not a curated record.
GUGUGUACUAGUCUGAAGCCCCCUCAUACAUGAGACAACUGAGGAUGAAGCCCAGUCCUUCCGUGAAAUAAACAAAGCGCAUCGGAAGUCCCCAAAAAGCGCAUAAUUGACCAAGCGUUCUGUUUGACGAUGAGGAAAGUGUGAAAGAGGCGCAGUCGCCACCACCGGUGAGCGCACAGAGUACUGACCACACGCGGGACACUUCUCCUCCAGAGCGACUACGUCCCAACGACCUAGGACGGACUUUAUCCAACGAUUUAUUCAACUAUUUACUUGGCUGCUGAUUCCUCUCUGUUUCGUCCAUCGGGCGUACGGAAACAGGGAAGAAUAGGUGGGCCAGGAGAAAAGGGGAAAAAGACGCAACUAUGGCAAAAGCAAGGCUGACUGACUCCCCCGGAGUGUGCAAUGAGAAAUUACAAGAAGUAGACUCUCGUCUUGCCAUCCACCAGAAAGGAUAUCAUAUUUGACAGCUCAAGGGACGUAAACAAAACAUGCGCUCCUCUUAGUGGAAACUAGAAACUGUUUCCGGAUUAAGUGGUGGCACAUUUUCUAUAUUCUCUGAGAGGACUGUCCACUUGGUCCGUCUCAUGAAGUCUUGCUCAUGCUUCGGUCGAGGAGUACAGUAUUUAUUAUUCUAUGACGUAGGGCACAGUGAUUGUCGUCCGUUUUGUCGGGACUCGUAGACUUCUAGGUCCGCAUUGGCGACAGAAAGUCCAAAAACUUCAGGGGGAUAGAGCAAAGAUGCCGGUUCGACGGGGUCACGUGGCACCACAGAAUACUUUCCUCGAUACUAUCAUCAGGAAAUUUGAUAGUCAAUGUCGUAAGUUCAUCAUCGCCAAUGCCCGGGUGGAGAACUGUGCCAUCAUAUUCUGCAACGAUGGCUUCUGCGCCAUGUGCGGCUACUCGCGAGCAGAGAUCAUGCAGAAACCCUGUACCUGUAACUUCCUGUACGGCCCUCAAACCAAGCGGUUGGCCAUCGCCCAGAUGGCCCAAGCACUGCUGGGCUCGGAAGAGAGGAAAAUGGAGAUCAACCUGUACAGGAAGGACGGUAGGACCAUACGCAGUGUGUGUGUGUGUGUGUGUGCGUGUGUGUUUUGCGGUGAGGUUGAAAACUCGUACAAGUUCAACCUGCUUAGUUACUAUGGUUUCCAAGAACCACUGUACCAUAUCUUCUAUACUUGGUUCAUAUUCAUGACUGUAGUUGCUAGUCUCUUGGUGUAUUCUCAAGUCCCCCCUCUGAUGCCUGAUCAUUGGUUGUGUCAGUCAUCCUGGUUUGUGAGGUCAUAUGGGGAAAACACUCAGGAGGAAUAUCCCGGGAACAUGCAGUGCUUCCUGGUCUAUCAGGCUCUGGGCUGGUGGCCAGUGACACACUACUCAAUCACCUCCAGGUAAUAGAGAUACACACCCCCCACCGGGUGAGAUAUGUCAGACAGGUCCAACUGAGGAAAGCGCUACAGUAUGAUAGAGGAGUCAAAGAGAAAGCAAGACUGAUGAAGUGAGAUACUGAGAAAAGGUAUAGGUGAAAAAAAUAAAGGAAGAGAGAGGGCGGCUGCAGUUCUCAGUUCCUGGAGAGUUCCACUGGAAGGAGGUGAGAGAGAGGUGAGAGAGAGGUGAGAGACAGGUGAGAGAGAGGUGAGAGACAGGUGACAGACAGGUGAGAGAGAGGUGAGAGAGAGAGGUGAGAGAGAGUAGAAAGACAGGAGGAAAGUAAGACAAGGGAGAGGUUAGAGGAGAAAGAGAGAGAGAGAAAGAGAGAGAGAGAGAAACAUAGCAGAGGUGAAAGGAGAGAGGCUCAGACUGAGGAGGUGGUAUUUAUCAGUUCCUCUCCUAGCCUUGUUCGUUUUGAUUAAGAGGAGAGCUGCACAGCAGCAGCACAGAGCUACAUAGCUAACUGUAGCAGCAGUAGUAGAACGCUACAUGGCUAGCUGUAGCAGCAGCACAGAGCUACAUAGCUAACUGUAGCAGCAGUAGAGCGAUACAUGGCUAGCUGUAGCAGCAGUAGAGCGCUACAUGGCUAGCUGUAGCAGCAGUAGUAGAACGCUACAUGGCUAGCUGUAGCAGCAGCAGUAGAACGCUACAUGGCUAGCUGUAGCAGCAGUAGAGGGCUACAUGGCUAACUAUAGCAGCAGUAGAGUGCUACUUGGCUAGCUGUAGCAGCAGUAGAGUGCUACUUGGCUAGCUGUAGCAGCAGUAGAAGGCUAUAUGGCUAGCUAUAGCA